Messenger RNA from Amblyraja radiata (thorny skate), 1339 nucleotides. It is a transcript of the gene boka, whose product is annotated as BCL2 family apoptosis regulator BOK a. Gene Ontology annotation, molecular function: BH domain binding. Gene Ontology annotation, biological process: extrinsic apoptotic signaling pathway in absence of ligand; release of cytochrome c from mitochondria; intrinsic apoptotic signaling pathway in response to DNA damage. Gene Ontology annotation, cellular component: mitochondrial outer membrane. The transcript has 5 exons. The coding region runs from base 347 to 988 and encodes 213 amino acids. The record is from RefSeq and is a predicted model, not a curated record. Lineage: Eukaryota; Metazoa; Chordata; Chondrichthyes; Rajiformes; Rajidae.
UUGAAUGAGAUGCUGAGGGGGAGCGUUCUGCCUGAAAAUCUCGAAGUGCGCGCUGUUCCUUUUGCGCAGGGCGGUCGCUGGCGAUGGAUCUGGCCGAGGCUCCGAUCACAACUCGUCCCCCUUUCCUUAAAUGGGGUUGUUUGUAAAAGUUGCCGGUGGCCCAGAGGCAUCGUAAUACGAAGCACAUCGGUAAAGCGUCUCGCCGUAAAAGGGCAGCGGGGAGAGAGGGAGAAGCAGUGGACGGGACGGCGGAGUUGGAAUCUGCCGGGCAGGCUCCACCAGUGAGCACAGACAGCUCUCGGAGCCAUACGCCGAGGAACUUCCUUGAGUAAAGGUCCCAAACGAGAUGGAGAUGCUCCGACGUUCUUCCGUUUUUGCUGCUGAAGUGAUGGAAGUGUUUGAUCGCUCUCCUCCCGAUAAAGAACUUAUUUCUCAAGCCAAAGCACUCUGCCGAGACUACAUCCAUUCCCGCCUGAUCCGAGCUGGUAUUGUUUGGAGCAAACCAGACCAUCUGACUGCUGGCCCAGCAAGCAAACUCACUGAGGUGUCGGCUGCACUCCUUCAUUUGGGUGACGAAUUAGAGUACAUCAGACCAAAUGUUUACAGGAACAUUGCCAAACAACUGAACAUCUCAGUCACUUCUGAAAACAUCGUGUCAGAUGCGUUCCUGGCUGUUGCUACUGAACUUUUCUCUGCAGGUAUAACCUGGGGGAAGGUGGUGGCCCUCUAUGCUGUAGCUGGUGGAUUAGCCAUCGACUGUGUGAAGCAGGGACAGCAUGCCAUGGUGCACACAAUCGUCGAUUGCUUGGGAGAGUUCGUCCGGAAAACGCUGGUGACGUGGUUAAGGAGACGUGGUGGAUGGGCUGACAUAACAAAAUCUGUGGUUAACAACGAUCCCAGUAUCCGCAACCAUUGGCUCAUUUGUGCCAUCUGUACCUGUGGACACUUCCUCAAAGCGAUUUUCUUCUUCCUCCUGCGAGAACGAUGAUUCUGCCUGGGAUUUUGUGGUCCUUUACAUAAUUCCCGUACUUAAUGUGAUACAAAACUCGCAGCAUGCCUGAUAUACCGUCUUGACUGAACAGAAUUUCUGCCGUUGCUGGACUGGAGUAAGAACCAUUCAGAGAGAUCGGGGAGAUGGGGUACAUUUAGCUAAACAUAAUUAGACUAGAAUUCUACAGAUUGUCCCAUGUUGUCUAAAUUUCUGGACACAAGGGGAGGAAGGAUAGAUAAGGAGGAGAUUGCAGCAAAUGAAAUAUUUACAGUGCCCGCCAUAAUGUUUGGGACAAAGACCCAUCAUUUAUUUAUUUGCCUCUACUCCGCAAUUUGAGAUUUAUAAUAG